Messenger RNA from Topomyia yanbarensis, 1870 nucleotides. RefSeq names its product aldehyde dehydrogenase, mitochondrial (gene Aldh). The transcript is spliced from 6 exons. The record is from RefSeq and is a predicted model, not a curated record. Gene Ontology annotation, molecular function: aldehyde dehydrogenase (NAD+) activity. Lineage: Eukaryota; Metazoa; Arthropoda; Insecta; Diptera; Culicidae. The coding region runs from base 182 to 1729 and encodes 515 amino acids.
CCGGGUCAACUUACUGUAGGGGGAAUUCGGUCUGGUAUCCCUGUUCAUCACACUUUCAAACUGUGCAGUACGAUUUGGUGUGAACUGUGCAAUAUAUUAACUGUGUAGAUACAGCACAUAUUAAGCAAUUCAUCGCGUUUACGCAAUAUUGGUUAUUUCGUUAGUGUCCCUUCGUUCAGCAAUGCUUCGUCUGUUCAGUCGUACUGUUCCCUCGCUAAGCAAAAUCCUACUUGCAAAAUUUUCAUCCAUACCGGCUCCAAAGACAUCGCCGGAAAUUCUCUACACGGGUAUCUUUAUCAAUAACGAGUGGCACAAAAGCAUCAGAGGAAAUAUCUUUCCUAGUUUGAAUCCCUCGAACGAGCAAGUCAUUGCACAAGUUCAACAAGGUGGCAAAGAAGAUGUUGAUUUAGCAGUGGCGGCCGCUCGAGAUGCUUUCGGGCUCGGAUCACCAUGGCGUCGAAUGGAUGCUUCAAAACGUGGUCAAUUGCUGUACAAACUGGCGGAUCUUUUGGAAAGGGAUCGCGUAUAUUUAGCGAGCUUGGAGACACUCGAUAACGGUAAGCCGUACUUUAUGUCGUACAAUGUAGACCUGCCAAUGGCCAUCAAUAACCUUCGUUAUUACGCUGGAUGGGCUGACAAGAAUCACGGAAAGGUUAUUCCUAUGGAUGGCGAAUUUUUUGCCUACACGCGGCACGAGCCGGUAGGUGUUUGCGCUCAAAUUAUUCCAUGGAAUUUUCCAAUUCUAAUGGCAGCUUGGAAGUUUGGACCAGCAUUGGCAACUGGAAACACUGUUGUGUUAAAACCGGCUGAGCAAACUAGCCUAACCGCACUCUAUAUGGCACAACUGACCAAAGAAGCAGGAUUUCCACCAGGUGUAGUCAAUGUUGUACCAGGGUAUGGUGAUGCAGGUGCUGCUCUAGUUGAGCACAAUGACGUGAAUAAAGUCGCAUUUACUGGUUCAACUGAAGUUGGCAAAAAAAUACAACAAGGUUCUGGGUGUAGCAAUUUGAAAAAAACAACAUUGGAACUUGGCGGUAAGAGUCCUAAUAUCAUUCUUGCCGACGCCGAUAUGAAGCACGCAGUCGAGACAUCACACUUUGGAUUAUUUUUCAAUAUGGGUCAAUGCUGCUGUGCCGGUUCUCGUACCUUUAUUGAGGAUAAGAUUUACGAUGAGUUUGUAGAACGUAGCGCUGAGCGUGCUAAAAAACGUACAGUUGGUAACCCUUUUGACCUGACAACUGAGCAUGGCCCUCAAGUAGAUAAGGCACAAUUCGAUAAGAUAUUAGAUUUGAUCGAUACAGGCAAAAAACAAGGUGCAAAAUUGGUUGCAGGCGGUUACCGAUAUGAAGGACUUCCAGGAUACUUCAUUCAACCGACUGUUUUUGCUGAUGUUGAAGAUAACAUGACGAUUGCUCGUGAGGAGAUAUUUGGACCAGUUCAGCAACUUAUUCGUUUCAAAUCUUUGGACGAAGUCAUUGAACGUGCGAAUGAUACCGAUUAUGGUCUAGCUGCUGCUGUGUUCUCUACUGAUAUUGACAAGGUAAAUUAUCUUGUUCAAGGGCUGCGUGCGGGUACUGUUUGGGUAAAUACGUACAAUGUUUUAUCGGCACAAACACCAUUUGGUGGAUACAAAAUGUCCGGACACGGCCGUGAAAACGGUGAAUAUGGUUUACAAGCAUAUACCGAGGUAAAAAGUGUUAUUACUCGAAUUCCUGUGAAAAAUUCAUAGAAGCGAGCGACGCGUCAAAUACGUUUCAUUAUACUGGGUGAAGGGUUCUAACGCUUGGUUUCUGUGAUGAGUUGCUUACAAAGCCUGUUAUUCGCACAAAUGUUUCAUAAGGCGAAGAAAAAUAAACGUGUAUACAUUGGA